AUGUAUAUCGAAACCUCUGAUAAGGAGUGGCUUGUCCAAAAGUACGGCGGUACUAGUCUUGGAAAGCUCCUGGAGCCGAUCUGCGGCAAUAUCAUACCGUCAUUUCUAGAGACUAACCGACUAGCGAUCGUGUGCUCGGCUUUAUCUGGCACAACGAAGGCCACGGGGACGACAAGCCUGCUGCUUCAAUGCAUUUUAGCGGCCGAGGCCGGUCACAGGGCUCAGGGUCAGCUCACAAAGACGAUCGACCUCAUCGCGGAGAAUCACAUCAGGGUCCUGGACCAUGAGCUGUCGCCACGGUCCAAGGACCGCGUGAUAUCCCUAGGGGAGAAGCUGUCGUGCAUCAUAGUGGCAGCCGUCCUGACAAGCAAAGGGAUCCCGGCGCAGGCUGUCUCGCUCGAUGAUAUUGUCGAGUCCGUAUUUGGUCCUGCAGUAUUGGAUCAAAAGGAUGCCCUCCAAGGUUUGAACAAUGAGUUUUAUCACUUGCUUUCCAAGGAGAUUGCGAGAAGAUGCCACGGAUGUGAAAAAAAGGUCCCGGUGGUGACAGGUUUCUUUGGCAUAAUGCCAGACUCCCUGUUGAAGAGUGUAGGCAGGGGAUACUCAGACCUAUGCGCGGCCAUGUGUGCGCUCGGCCUUGGUGCCAUCGAGCUGCAGAUAUGGAAAGAGGUCGAUGGCAUCUUCACUGCGGAUCCACGUAAGGUUCCGUCAGCGAGGCUACUGUCAACCGUUACGGCGGAGGAGGCAGCGGAGUUGACAUUCUAUGGGAGUGAGGUGAUCCACCCCCUCACAAUGGACCAAAUUCGGUACGCCAAUAUCCCCCUGCGCCUUAAGAAUGUCUUCAACCCAUCCGGCCAGGGUACAGUCAUCUACCCGUCUCGACUUUCGCCGCCAUCUACUCCAUACGCUCCACUUACACAGCCGUCCAGGAGCGAUGUGGCGGGAAAGGAAAGGACCGAUGCAGUCACGCUUCAGCAGAAUAUCCCGGCUGCCUGUUUCAUGCUCGAAAACGGUUACCACGGCGAGAAUCAAAUACGUCGGCGACCCACGGCUGUGACGAUCAAAGAGCCAAUCACCAUGGUCAACGUAGCUUGUAACAGAAACACGCGAUCGCAAGGCUUUCUUGUCAAUGUGUUCUCUCGCUUGGACGAUGGUGGUAUCUCGGCAGAUAUCGUCACCACGAGCGAGCGGACCGUGAGCUUUGCUAUGCAAGGACACCCCGACUCAGCUGGAGAAGAAACAGGAAUAGGGAAGUGGAGGAAGCUGAAAGGGGAUCUAGAGAAGUUUGGGAAGGUGAGUCUCUUGAAGUGA
Molecule: messenger RNA, 1308 nt
Organism: Grosmannia clavigera kw1407
Lineage: Eukaryota; Fungi; Ascomycota; Sordariomycetes; Ophiostomatales; Ophiostomataceae
Product: aspartokinase
Exons: 4
Coding region: 1-1308 (435 amino acids)
Molecular function (GO): aspartate kinase activity
Source: RefSeq, a predicted model, not a curated record